Messenger RNA from Sorghum bicolor (sorghum), 826 nucleotides. RefSeq lists its product as uncharacterized. The record is from RefSeq and is a predicted model, not a curated record. Bases 243 to 485 code for a protein of 80 amino acids. Lineage: Eukaryota; Viridiplantae; Streptophyta; Magnoliopsida; Poales; Poaceae. The transcript has 5 exons.
CCUGCAAGUGCAACUCACGCACCUGCCGCCCUGCGGCUUGUCGAAGAAACACCUGCCUUCUCCCGUUCACCCCCGCGCGCUGUACCUCUCGUCCGUUCGUAUCCGCCGCCCCCUACGAGGCUACGCCAGGUGCCAGGUCUUCGUCGGGCCCGUCGCCGGCGACAAGCACCACAGGAGACAUAUCAAGUUUUUUUUUUGACAACUAACAUUUCCAUUAAUUCCUCAGCAGCAACUUGCUGAUAAUGGAUCCGAAGCAUUCGGCUGAAGUGUCCAAGCAUUUGGACAAGCAAAAUCGAGCACUAAUGGAAACAUAUCGAGCAAUGUCCCAUGAGUUGCAUAAACUGCAGACAGAAGAAGAGACAAUCAUGCGCAAGUUGUAUGAACUGAUGUCCGCGGAAGGGCUUCUUCCAAAGCCCAAGAAAGAAAAGCAACAGGGCGAAAAUGUUGUGGGAUCAACUCUGGAGAGCAAAGAACAGGAACCAUAAAAUCUUAUGCGACUUGCAAUAUGAUCUGACACUGAUGCCAGUUCAUCCGGAGAGCUAGUGUUUGUUAACUUCUGCAUAGCAGUACUCUACCAUCACGACUUGGUGACCGCUACAUUUAACUCCACAGUUGAAAAUUUAACCUGAGUAUUAGUUCUCCGAGGAAUUACAUACAGACAAACAGAAUGAUUCAUUUUGCUCCUAUGCUUCACCUGAGGUUUUAUAUUUUGUUUUCCCCUUUCUUAGAGCUAUCUGUUCCCAGGAAUCGCUUGUAUCUUUCUUUUCGUUUUGGCUGACACAAGUGUUAUGGAUUCUGAUUCCUCCAAUAUAAGUUCAAUGCACAA